Molecule: messenger RNA, 1755 nt
Organism: Juglans microcarpa x Juglans regia
Lineage: Eukaryota; Viridiplantae; Streptophyta; Magnoliopsida; Fagales; Juglandaceae
Product: lactosylceramide 4-alpha-galactosyltransferase-like
Exons: 1
Coding region: 282-1595 (437 amino acids)
Source: RefSeq, a predicted model, not a curated record
UUGAAUCGUCCAGUUUUGACUAUACAAGGAGGGAAAAAAGAGGACGUUUAUGUAGUUUCAAAGUAAACGUUUAAUUUGGACCCAAGACCUGCUUGCAAAUCAGCUUCGACAACAUUACCUAGAAAGAUCAAUAUCCUCAUAACCAUCCUCUGGGGCUUUGUAGACACGUAUGUUUUUCUUCUUUAAUGUCAACAUCUAACUUGUUCUGACUACCAUGAAAAUUCUUUUGGCGGUAUGUUUCUCCACGUAAUUAGCUUGUUGCAGCUUGAAACUGUCACACAAUGGUCAAGAAAUUCUCAAGAAAGAUGUUUGAUUACCAGGUGUUCAUCCUUAGCGGUGCCAAAUCCCGAUUCUUCUCUAUCAUCACGCUCGCUGUGUUGAUCUUUAUCAUCUACACAGUCUGUAUCGUCUCUGAGAUAUCCCACAAGUCUGUUGCGUUUUAUACUGAUCAUAAGCAAAUUGAAGGGGAGCUAGGGACUCAUGAAGGAGCUGAUCAAGGAGCAAUAUUAAAAUCAAGUACUAUCAAUCCCAUAAAAUUACGUUCCAUUCAAGAAGAGGGUGAUGAUCAUCGAGUUGACGAUGAUAAGGAUCAUUUUCCUGUUCCUCCCUUCAAUGUCUCAGAACAGGAAAGGAUUGAGUGGUUGCGGAAAAACAUACCAAAGUUUGAGAUUUUCAAGUCAAACAACUUCACUCGAAGGUUUCAUGGUCGGGUCCUGGAGUUCUUCAACCGUGACACCUGCGAGGCUCAGUUCUUCAUGACAUGGAUUGCACCAGCAAAGUGGUUUGGAGAAAGAGAGUUCUUGGCUAUGGAGAGCCUUUUCAAGGUCCACCCACGUGGGUGUUUGAUGAUCCUGUCAAGAAGCAUGGACUCAGCACGAGGGCACAUGAUUCUGAAACCACUUCUCGACCGGGGAUUGAAAGUGAAAGCUGUGACACCGGACCUGGCAUUUCUGUUCAAGGGGACCCCAGCUAAAACUUGGUUUGAUGGGAUUAUGAGUGGGAAAAAAGACCCUGGUGAGAUCUCACUAGCUCAGAAUCUAUCUAAUUUGUUGAGACUUGCAGUUUUGUUCAAGUAUGGAGGUGUCUACUUGGACACCGAUUUCAUUGUUAUAAAACCUUUUACUGGGUUGAAGAACUCAAUUGGAGCACAGAGCAUUGACGUGGAGUCUGGGAAAUGGACAAGGUUGAAUAAUGCGAUUUUGGUGUUUGAUAUCAAUCAUCCAUUACUGCUCAAAUUCAUGGAGGAAUUUGCAUACACUUUUGAUGGGAAUAAAUGGGGUCACAAUGGUCCCUAUUUGGUUUCCAGGGUGGUUGAGAGAGUAAGAAAGAGACCUGGUUAUAAUUUCAGCGUCUUGCCCCCUAUGGCCUUCUAUCCUACAGAUUGGAUUAGGAUAAGAAGGUUUUUUCAAAAGCCAAAAAACCAGAAUGAUUUGAGAUGGGUAAAAGCCAAGCUGCUUCAGCUAACUAGGGAGACUUAUGGAGUACACCUAUGGAACAAGCAAACAAGCAGAUUAACAAUCGAACAGGGAAGUGUCCUUGGAAGAUUAAUCUCAGAUCACUGUGUCAUUUGUAACAAGGAAAAUAGUUCUGUUUAGUUUUUACUCUUCCUCAAUAAUUGUGAGAUGGGAAAUCAAUAGGAGCGAGCAUCUUCUUUGCUGGCAUGUAUUUUUUAUUUUGUUUUGUUCAUUCUUUGUGAUGUCCUUUUGACGUUUUUGUUAAUGAUUAUUUGAUAGUAAAUAUCAUAUAGGAAAAACC